Boleophthalmus pectinirostris (great blue-spotted mudskipper) is the source of this 4086-nucleotide messenger RNA. RefSeq names its product IQ motif and Sec7 domain ArfGEF 3a (gene iqsec3a). The record is from RefSeq and is a predicted model, not a curated record. Gene Ontology annotation, molecular function: guanyl-nucleotide exchange factor activity; protein binding. Gene Ontology annotation, biological process: actin cytoskeleton organization; regulation of ARF protein signal transduction. NCBI's taxonomy places the organism in Eukaryota, Metazoa, Chordata, Actinopteri, Gobiiformes, Gobiidae.
AUGGAGAGUCUGCUGGAUAACCCCAUGAAAGCCGUCCUCUACCUGAAGGAGCUGACUACUAUCGUGCAGAACCAGCAGAGCCUCAUCCAGACGCAGCGCCAGCGUAUCGACGAGCUUGAGCGGAAGGUGGAAGAUCUCAUCGGCGAGAACCGUCAACUGCGGGACCCUCACCACUACGUGCCCCAGCCACCAGCGCCCACGGCCCACCAACAUCACCACCAUCAUCACCCCGCGACCACCACAACCUCUCACCGCAGCGCCAGUCCCCAAGCACCGGGGCACCUGCACCAGCACGCGGCCGGAGCUAGCAAAGCCUCCUCGACUCAUCACCAGCCCGUGGCACAGCCGCCGCAGCAGCACCACCAUCAUCAUCACCAUCAUCCGCAGACCGCCCCUGCCGCUGCUCCUCCCGCCUCCCAUCAUCAUCCUCAGCAGCUGCAGCUCGUGCCAACCUCGCCCCAGUCGCCUAAAGGAAACCAGGCCAGUCCUGACUCGCACGAGGAGGACAAGAGGAGCCCGUGCUGCAAGUCCCUGGUCCCGCAGACCCCCACCACGCUCUGCCGCUCCGUGGGAAUAGCCCGGAAAGCAGAAAACCAAACUGUGCUACACCAGUUCUGUUGCCCCGCCCCUGACGCUCCAGAGGCAGAAACCUCAACUGCUUGUGUCCCCAGCGAUGACCAAUCUCCAGCGCCUUCUGGUGGGGAGGAGGGGAAGGGAGGUGAAACCGAGGGGGAGAAGAUUGAGAUCCAGGCACAACCCCAACCAGAACCUCCCCAACCAGAAGUCCCACAACAAGAAGAGAAACCACCGCCGCCAGUGCAACCGAGCAAACCCGAAAUCCAACCACAACCUCAAGAAGAACCAGAACCUCCCCCAGAACCCCACCCUACGCCCCCUCCUUCCCCUGAACCUGACUCUGAACCAGAACUGGAAUCUGCUCCACAGGUUCAGAUUCCAAGCCCAAUAGAACCACCACAAGAACUGCCACAAGAACUACCACAAGAACUACCACAGGAGCCUACACCUAUUCAAGAGGAGACGAAGACAGAAGAAGUAGUAGAAGAAGAAGUUGCAGAAGUUAAGACGAAGCAAGAGGAGUCUAAACCACCAGAAGAGGAAGAUGAGGAUGAAGGGGGAGGAGCCAAAGGGGGCAUGGCAGGGAGAAGAGCCAGUCUGCACCACACAGCAUCGCCUCUCAGGGUACAGCGAAACGGGGCUGGAUCGCAUCCCAAAACGUCCGACUAUGAGCUCUCACUUGACCUCAAAAAUAAGCAGAUCGAAAUGUUAGAGCAGAAGUACGGCGGGCAUUUCAUCUCGCGCCGCGCUGCCUGCAAGAUCCAGACCGCCUUCCGCCAGUACCAGCUCAGCAAGAACUUUGAGAAGAUCCGUAAUUCCCUCCUGGAGAGCCGGCUGCCCAGGCGGAUCUCCAUGCGGAAAGUCCGAGUCCCCAACACCGAGGGCUUCUCCGCUGAACGAGCUCUGGCUGAAGGCUGCAACCUGGCGGGCAUACCCCUUGUGCGCUCCCCCUCACUGCCCGCCACAGUGGGAGGCACCCUGACCGACCUGGAAGAUUCCUUUACAGAGCAAGUCCAGUCACUGGCCAAGUCUAUAGAUGAUGCUCUGAGCAACUGGAGUCUCAAGACAAUGUGCUCUUUGCAGGAAGGAGGUGGAUAUCAAUUUACUUCCGAUGCAACAAGUGGAGGAGGAGAAGGUGGCGAAUCUCAAGGUCCUACAGAUCCAAGUGAACUGUCAAGAAGUGCCAGCAAACUGAUGAUGGCCAUACGCGAUGUGACUGUUCAGAUAGACAACCAGAAUAUUACGGUUUCGUCAUCCGUGGUGGAGACAUCUGCUUCGGUAAACCUGACCAGCUGCACACAACAACAAGCUACUUCAACACCCACGCCAGCUUCCACGGCUCAAGAGCAACCGCCCCCUCCUCCUCCACCUGAAGUCCCAGUGAAAACUACAGUUCCACCACCACCACCCCAAGAACCUCCGCCCCCUCCCCCAGAAACGGAGAUAGCUGAUAUGGAUGAACAAGAUGUAGAGUUCCCUGCUCCACCUCCCAGUGAAGAAGAGCUGGAACAACCCCCACUGACACCUCUAGAUAAAAUCCCGCCAGUAGAAGACAUAGUAAUCCCCGCUCCACCUCCACCGCCCCCCGUACAACCACCCCAAGCCCCUCCAACUACAGCCACACACCAGCAGGCGGUCCCAGGACACUCUCCAGUGGUAGAGACUUUGGAGGUGAAGAGGUGUAGCUCGGAGAUGGCAGAUAACAGUUCAGAACAGAUGAGCAGUAGUAGCGCUUCAACAGAGGCGCGUUCCACGUCGGAAGCUUCAUCGAAAGAGGCGCUGCAGGCCAUGAUCCUGAGCCUUCCCCGGUACCACUGUGAGAACCCGGCCAGCUGCAAGUCACCCACGCUGUCCACUGACGUCAUGAGGAAGCGCCUGUACCGCAUCGGGCUCAACCUCUUCAACGUAAACCCAGACAAAGGCUUGCAGUUCCUGAUUUCCAGAGGCUUCAUCCCAGACACUCCCAUCGGUGUAGCCCACUUCCUGCUGCAGAGGAAGGGCCUGAGUCGCCAGAUGAUCGGAGAGUUCCUGGGAAACAGCAAGAAGCCGUUCAACAGAGAUGUACUUGACUGUGUCGUGGAUGAGAUGGACUUCUCAGGCAUGGAGCUGGAUGAAGCAUUGAGGAAGUUUCAAGCUCAUAUUCGAGUCCAAGGAGAAGCUCAGAAGGUGGAACGGCUAAUUGAGGCCUUCAGCCAACGCUACUGCAUGUGUAACCCAGACAUCGUGCAACAGUUUCACAACCCUGACACCAUCUUCAUCCUGGCUUUUGCCAUCAUCCUGCUCAACACCGACAUGUACAGUCCCAACAUCAAACCUGACCGCAAGAUGCUACUGGAGGAUUUCAUACGCAACUUAAGAGGUGUGGAUGACGGGGCAGACAUCCCCAGAGACAUGGUGGUGGGGAUCUAUGAGAGGAUCCAGCAGAGGGAGUUACGCUCCAACGAAGACCACGUUACCUAUGUGUCCAAAGUGGAACAGUCCAUCGUGGGCAUGAAAACGGUGCUGUCUGUGCCUCACCGCAGACUGGUGUGCUGCAGCCGUCUGUUUGAGGUGACAGAUGUCAGCAAACCCCAGAAACAGGCAGCUCACCAGAGAGAAGUCUUCCUCUUCAAUGAUCUAAUUGUGAUCUUGAAGUUAUGUCCAAAAAAGAAGAGCUCUGCUGCAUACACUUUUUGCAAAGCCAUGGGCCUACUUGGCAUGCAGUUCCAUCUUUUUGAAAAUGAAUAUUACCCCCAUGGCAUCACCAUCCUUUCACCAUUUGGUUCAGACAAGAAGCAGGUUUUUAACUUCUGUGCACAGAGUGCGGAGGAGCUGCUCAAGUUUGUUGAGGAUUUAAAAGAGUCCAUUGCAGAGGUGUCAGAGAUGGAGCAGAUACGCAUUGAAUGGGAACUGGAGAAACAGCAGGGGGCGAAGGCGCACACGGUGAAAAAUGGAACACAGCUCGAGCUUCGUGGCAAACAACCUUCUCCAUCAGGGCAGCGGGAGGUAGAUGACAGAAGUGGACACAAUGCGAUGGAGGUGUCAAUUCACAACAGGCUUCAGACGUACCAGCUCAGCAGCAUGGCUCGGACCCCAGAGAGCGCGGCCCUUCUUAACCACCAGGGGGAGCUGCUCUUCCAGCAGGGCCUGAGCCACCGACAGCAUCCAGAGCUGCAGUCUGCGACCAGCACCCCCUGUCACACUGUCCCCCUGCAGCACCAGCCCGCCGUCAGCCUGGUGGACCUGCGGCCUGACGCGCUCAUCCAGUGUCAACAGAUCGUCAAAGUCUUCAUGCUGGACAACAGCGGACAUGGCCGCGUGGAGGCCUUCCUCAGCCAGACUCCCACACACCACCACUACCAGCACCAGCUCAGCCGGUCCGCCAUGUCUACCCCGGUGCGCUCCCCUGACGGAGGGCAUCAGCCGCCUCUCCCCCUCCCCCCACCCUAUAACCACCCCCACCAGUACAUACCCCCGGACCCUCGUCUCAGUUUGCACCGGACCCCCAGCGGCUCGCGGAGUAUGGUGUAA